AUGUCCAAAGACGAUAAAAAAUCAAUAGACCAAUAUGGCCGACAAACGUGGAAUGUGGAUGUUUAUGCGCAAGAGGCCAACGAUAAGAAGAGGAAAAGUGUCCAUGAUACAACCCCAUUACACUACAUAGUUGAUAAGCAUACAGAUGACUCAAAAACCCAUAUCAAACAGAGAGACGCUCUCCUUGAGGAAUCCCUCAAUGCAGUUCAGAAAUUCAACCUCAUAAAUCCAGACAAAAGCAACACAUCGACAUAUGGAAGCAAGAAAAGAUUUGGGUUUGUUUGUCCUGUUUGUGAUUUGUCAUUUCGUGACAAUUUAUCAUUGAUUGACCAUUUCAACUCCCCGCAACAUGUAGGCAAGGUAUUUCAACAAAACAAGUCUAGUGGCGAGUCAACGCAGACGGAGCUUUUAGAUGGGGGUAUUAGGCGAGCGACCCUCAAGGAGGUGGUUACAGUUAUGGAAAAUUUGGUUGCAAACCGCUUGAAGGAGAAAAGCUUACAAUCUACGGAAGGGCCGUCUUUCGCAGAAAGAGUAGAGAUGAGAAAGAAGUUUGAGGAGGAAAAGAGGAGGAGUAGGUCAGAAAAGCGCAAGCUUCAACGAAAUCGGAAGAAAAGGAAAGUUCAGGACGAACCAGACGACAAUGCAAAUACUGACAUGCAUGAACUAAUGGGAUUCAAAGGAUUUGGCUCAUCGAAGUCACUGAAUAUGCGGUGA
This is a messenger RNA of Lodderomyces theae, 714 nucleotides long. Its product is annotated as U4/U6-U5 snRNP complex subunit. The record is from RefSeq and is a predicted model, not a curated record. Gene Ontology annotation, biological process: mRNA splicing, via spliceosome. The transcript has a single exon. Gene Ontology annotation, cellular component: spliceosomal complex; U4/U6 x U5 tri-snRNP complex. Lineage: Eukaryota; Fungi; Ascomycota; Pichiomycetes; Serinales; Debaryomycetaceae. The coding region runs from base 1 to 714 and encodes 237 amino acids.